This is a messenger RNA of Fonsecaea monophora, 1704 nucleotides long. RefSeq lists its product as hypothetical. Gene Ontology annotation, molecular function: monooxygenase activity; heme binding; oxidoreductase activity, acting on paired donors, with incorporation or reduction of molecular oxygen. The transcript has 12 exons. Lineage: Eukaryota; Fungi; Ascomycota; Eurotiomycetes; Chaetothyriales; Herpotrichiellaceae. The coding region runs from base 1 to 1704 and encodes 567 amino acids. The record is from RefSeq and is a predicted model, not a curated record.
AUGUCCCAAGUCGACUCCUCGACCUCCCCGUCCGGGUGGCUGAACAUGGUCGACCCAACGUUCGUCCGAUGGGGCCUUCUAUGCUUUGGCAUCCUGCUGCUUCUGUGGAAGUUGUUGAGAUAUGGCAUGCGCCCAAAAGACUAUCCGCCAGGACCUCCAACCCUGCCUGUGGUUGGGAACCUACACGUUUUUCCCAAGACUGGGAUUCACAUCCAGUACGACAAGUGGAUCAAAGAAUAUGGUCCCGUCGUCUCGGUUCAGAUGGGUGGUCGCCCAUUGAUUUUACUGGGAACGGCUACGGCAGUGUCAGAUCUGCUCGAAAAGCGCGGCGCCAUCUACUCGAGUCGGUGGCCUACCUUCUUCAGCCAUUGUGGAGGCGGAAAUAACAUUGCUCUUAGACCGAACGACGAUGGCUGGAGACGACAGCGGAAGAUCUACCAUGUCAGACUCAAUGCCAAAUUAUCCAACAACUAUCUCCCAUACCAGUCAUUCGAGACUUCGAAGCUUCUUUUCGACAUUCUCGAGAACCCCUCAGGCUUCCGAAAGCAUUUCGAGCGAUUCACUAUCAGUAUCGGCUGCACGAUUGCCUUCGGUAGGAGGAUUGACUCAUUCGAGUCCCCUCUCAUGAAAGCGCUGAUGGAACUUUUCCACCGAUCACUCCAGGCCAGCAAACACUAUCAAUUGUUCGAUUUCUUUGGUAUCACUAGAUAUAUUGUUCACCAUAUUCCGGAACGUUUUAGCUCCGUCAAAGCUGAAAUAGAAGAUAUGUGGAGGGGCCAGUACAACCUCUGGGACCAGAUGGUGGCAACUGCGAAACAACAAAUCGCGGACGGAAAAUUCUUCCCAAGUUUCACUCGAGACAUGCUCACCCAGAGUGGUGGUAGUCCCAAAGGAGAGCUUAGCCCCAGGGAAAUUGCAGCCAAUGCUGGUGACGCCUGGAUGGCAGCCACCGACACGCAAUCAAACUCACUGUUGAGCUUUAUCAAGGCCAUGGUCCUUUACCCCGACGUCCAAGAACGCGCAAGCCGCGAGAUUGAUACCAAGAUCGGCGCCGACAAGCUUCCAGGAUGGGAAGACCGACUGGAGCUCCCAUAUAUGCGAGGGUGCAUGGAAGAGACACUGCGAUGGGCACCGACAACUUUGACGGGAGGACCUAUGCCGCACAUGUUGACCAAGGAUGACUACUACAUGGGAUAUCGUCUUCCUGCAGGUGCUGGAGUAGUCAACUGCGUCUGGACAGUCAAUAACAACCCCGAGCGAUUUCCGAAUCCGCGAGAGUUUGACCCUUUGCGGUUCGAAGAAUCAGGCACAGCAAUCGAAGGAUUCAGCGUCAUCAACGACUACAGCAAGAGGCCGCAUGUCACAUUCGGUGCAGGUCGGCGCAUCUGCCCUGGCUCGCAUGUGGCGGAAAGAACUGUCUUCAUCGCAAUGUGUCGACUCCUCUGGGCCUUCGAGUUUCAUCCAAAGUUGGAUGCGAGCGGAAAGCCGAUCCCAAUCGACAGAGAUGCAUUUGAACCUGGCCUAGUCGCAGGGCCAGCACCGUUCGAUUGCAUUAUCAAGCCUCGCAGUCAGGAGAAAGCCCAGAAGAUCCAAGAUAUAUGGAAGAAGGCUCAGGAGAGCUUGGAUGAGGAAGGCAACUACACGGAGGAGUUCUUUCUAAAGAACUGGACCGCCGACAAGGGGCCCAUGGUAAAGCAAGAAUGA